CGAUAAACUGUAGGGGAAGGAAAGAAUUAUCCUCUUGAGCCGAAGAGGAGUAGGAAGAAGAAGAAGAAGAGGACUAACAGAGAGGACUGAAAGACACUCGAGUGAGAGAGCUUCGAUCCCCUUCCCUGCUUGCUGCUACCUUGUUCGACUGAGAGAGCUUCAAUCCCCUCCCUGUCUCCUAUGGAGAUGGUCGAUGGUUCGUUUCAAGACCCUUGCUAUCUGUCCGACGGCUUCGCUGCUUCUUGUUCGGUGAAAAACUGCUAUUGAUCAUCUCUGUGGAGGAAGUGACUCGGUUGGCCCCAGGGCAUAGGGGCUGUGGGUGGAUAAUGUUCAGGAGCAGCAAUGUUGCUGCCAGGGUAUUCGAACGGCAAAUUCGUACUCCUCCUCCUGGCACCAGUGUACAUUCUGCUAGAGAGUUCUAUGAAAAUCUAGUUCCAAGCCACACUAUAUAUGAUAUUGAAUGUCCAGAUCAUUUUUUUCGAAAGUUCACUGACGAUGGUCAGUUCCUCAUAAGUUUCAGCAGGAACCAGCAAGAACUCAUUGUUUAUAGACCACGGUGGUUAUCAUUCUCGUGCAGAGAGGAGGAUUGUAAUCAUGAUCUUCCCCCGAAAGCAAGGAGAUUCGACAGUUUUUUUACCCAACAGUCCUGUGUGUCUCUUGCUUCAAGUAAUGAACUCAUCUUCAAAGAUUUCUUCCUUUACAUGGAGAGUAAUCAGUUUGGUAUCUUUACAUCUACUACCCCACCAAUUCAUGAUGCGCCUGCAUUUGAAGGAGCAAUACCUGGGGUCCCUUUAGUAGAGAAGAUAACCUUUUAUCUCAUAAGAUUGGAAAAUGGAGACAUACUGGAUAAGAAGGUGUUUCACAAUGAUUUUGUUAAUUUAAGUCAUAAUAUGGGAGUCUUCCUGUAUGAUAAUUUAUUGGCAAUCGUCUCUCUUCGGUUUCAAACCAUACACAUACUUCAAAUUCGAGAAUCGGGGAACCUAGUUGAUGUAAGAGCUAUUGGGCUAUUCUGUCGUGAAGAUGAUGAGCUCUUUCUCAACUCUAAUGCUCAGUUGUCAGGGGAUCGCGCUGAUGCUGGUUUGCAUCAUAGACAGUCAUUAGACAGUACCUUCUUGAGUGGCCUCAAACAGCGCCUGCUUUCAUUUGUGUUCCGAGGAAUAUGGCAUGAAGAGUCCGAUGACACUCUGAGGAUCCAUUCCUUGAAGAAGAAGUUCUUCUUCCAUUUUCAAGAUUACGUUGACUUGAUAAUCUGGAAGGUACAAUUCUUGGACAGGCACCAUUUGCUCAUUAAGUUUGGCAGUGUAGAUGGAUGGCUGUCACGAAAUGCAGAUCACCACCCAGCAUUUUUUGCCGUAUAUAACAUGGAGACAACAGAAAUUGUUGCAUUUUAUCAGAAUUCGUCAGAGGAGCUUUAUCAAUUCUUUGAGCAGUUCUGCGACCAUUUCCACGUGGCAUCAGGAACCCCUCUCUACAUGAGGUUUAUUUCAUCGCAGUCAAACAAUAUUCACGCUUUGGAGCAAUUGAAGUCCAUUAAAGCCAAGGCUAACAGCUUUCCUCAGUUUGUGAAGAAAAUGCUGGGUUCUGUAGCUUACACCUGUCAGUCACAAAGCCCUUCUCCAUACUUUGAUCAAUCACUGUUUCGGUUUGAUGAAAAGUUAAUUUCUGCAACUGAUCGGAACAGGCUGUCAACAGAUCAUCCCAUCAAAUUCAUUACGCGAAGACGACCUUGCACCCUCAAGUUUAAGAUUAAACCUGGUCCUGAAGCGGGGAACGCUGAUACUCGGACUAAAAGGAUCUCUUUCCUAUUCCACCCAUUUUUGCCCCUUGCUCUUUCCAUCCAGCAGACUCCAUAUUUGCAGCCGUCAGUUAACAUUCACUUCCGAAGAUGAGGUCUUAUGUUUUCCAAUCGGCUGUUCUUCCUCCCAACACUAACAGUGUUUUUUUUUGUUUUUUCCCCCCACUUUACCUGCCCCCGUUUCUGUAAAUUUAGAUUAUUCUUUCUCCCCCUAUAAAUUGAGAUAUCUAUGUAUCUAGGCCUGUUCUUGUAUUGUUCUACUUCUUGUAGUUGUUCACGCUAUUCGGUUACGUGUGUCGUGGAAGUUACAUGCCUAGUUUGGCACUUGUUCGAGGAAGCUCAAGUGAAUUAUUUGUUUGCAA
Messenger RNA from Punica granatum (pomegranate), 2157 nucleotides. Lineage: Eukaryota; Viridiplantae; Streptophyta; Magnoliopsida; Myrtales; Lythraceae. The record is from RefSeq and is a predicted model, not a curated record.